Molecule: messenger RNA, 366 nt
Organism: Penicillium mononematosum
Lineage: Eukaryota; Fungi; Ascomycota; Eurotiomycetes; Eurotiales; Aspergillaceae
Gene: sod1
Product: superoxide dismutase SOD1
Exons: 6
Coding region: 1-366 (121 amino acids)
Biological process (GO): removal of superoxide radicals
Molecular function (GO): copper ion binding; superoxide dismutase activity
Source: RefSeq, a predicted model, not a curated record
AUGGUUAAGGCUGUUGCUGUCCUCCGUGGUGACGCUAAGGUCGCCGGCACCUUCGGUGACAACACCAACGGCUGCACCUCCGCUGGUCCCCACUUCAACCCCUUCGGCAAGACCCACGGUGCUCCCACUGACUCCGAGCGUCACGUUGGUGACCUUGGCAACUUCAAGACCGAUGCCGAGGGUAACUCCAACGGCUCCACGCAGGAUCAGCUUAUCAAGCUGAUUGGUGCCGAGUCCGUUCUGGGCCGCACUCUGGUCGUCCACGCCGGUACUGAUGACCUUGGCAAGGGUGGUAACGAGGAGUCCAAGAAGACCGGUAACGCUGGUCCCCGCCCUGCUUGCGGUGUCAUCGGUAUUGCCGCAUAA